Puntigrus tetrazona (Sumatra barb) is the source of this 516-nucleotide messenger RNA. It is a transcript of the gene lsm5, whose product is annotated as LSM5 homolog, U6 small nuclear RNA and mRNA degradation associated. The record is from RefSeq and is a predicted model, not a curated record. Gene Ontology annotation, cellular component: U4/U6 x U5 tri-snRNP complex; Lsm1-7-Pat1 complex; U6 snRNP. Bases 33 to 308 code for a protein of 91 amino acids. The transcript is spliced from 5 exons. Gene Ontology annotation, biological process: mRNA splicing, via spliceosome. NCBI's taxonomy places the organism in Eukaryota, Metazoa, Chordata, Actinopteri, Cypriniformes, Cyprinidae. Gene Ontology annotation, molecular function: RNA binding.
CUCUUGGCCGAUUACUGAGGUCUGUUAUCAAAAUGGCGGCAGUCGCGGCAACGAAUCCCUCGCAGCUUUUACCUCUCGAGCUGGUGGAUAAAUGCAUCGGCUCACGGAUUCACAUCGUCAUGAAAAAUGAUAAAGAGAUUGUGGGAACCCUGCUCGGAUUUGAUGACUUUGUCAACAUGGUUCUUGAGGAUGUGACAGAGUUUGAAAUCACUCCAGAAGGAAGAAGAAUCACAAAGCUGGAUCAGAUUUUACUCAAUGGCAAUAACAUCACAAUGUUGAUUCCUGGAGGAGAAGGACCAGAAGUUUGAGAAAUAUGUAGCCCCUUCCACAAAAUAAAAAUACAUUUUAUGUUCUUGUUUAAUUAUAGAAACCUGAAAAUUGAUCACUCACUGUUUUCAAACAUUUGUUUUUAUUUUACGAGGAGUUUUUCCACAUUAGUUCUUUGUAUUCCUUAAGUGAUCCAAAAAGAUUUUGUAAACAUUUGUUGCUUGUUACAAUAAAACAGAUAAAAUGAAA